Molecule: messenger RNA, 744 nt
Organism: Lodderomyces theae
Lineage: Eukaryota; Fungi; Ascomycota; Pichiomycetes; Serinales; Debaryomycetaceae
Product: polynucleotide 3'-phosphatase
Exons: 1
Coding region: 1-744 (247 amino acids)
Biological process (GO): DNA repair
Molecular function (GO): double-stranded DNA binding; ATP-dependent polydeoxyribonucleotide 5'-hydroxyl-kinase activity; polynucleotide 3'-phosphatase activity
Source: RefSeq, a predicted model, not a curated record
AUGGGGUAUGAUGUCAUCUCUAUGAUAAGAAAACCCAGCCACGUUGAUCUGAGUGACAAACUUUCAUCAACCCUAACUUCUGCAAAGGUGAUUGCUGAAAAAGUCGAGAAUGAUCUCAAGUCUACAAAGUUUGAACUGGGCUGGGAAACGAUCGGAACGCAUUUGAUUCGGAACGUUUCAACACCACAGGUGACAGGAGAUAAGGUGAAAGUUGCAGCAUUUGACUUGGAUGGUACAUUGAUUACAACCAAAUCCGGACUAAAGUUUGGGAAAGGGCCCACUGAUUGGAAAUGGUGGGGAAAUUCCUCAACAAAAGUUCCAGAAGCUAUAGCGAAACUUUACGAAACUGGGUAUUUGAUAGUCAUAUUUACAAAUCAAGGAUCGGUCGUUGUUAACCACGGUAGCAAGUCAUAUACUAAUUUGAAAGCGAAAUUGAGCCUUGUUUAUAAAGAGUUUGUCAAGUUUGAAAUAAAAUCAAUCUACAUGUAUGCUUCGCCGAAGAAACCACUGAAGGGCCACACGUCAAGCGAUGAAAAGCACAAACUGACGCGGAAGCCGGAAAUAGGAAUGUGGCAAGACUUGGAAGCUGUUUUGACCGAGCAAGGGAAAAUCAUCGACUACGAAGCCAGUUUUUUCGUUGGGGAUGCAGCGGGUAGAAGAAAUGACUUUCUGAAUAGCGACUUGAAAUUUGCGCAGAAUGCAAAGAUAGAUUUCAAAACUCCUGAGGAGUUUUUCGAGGAAUGA